This is a messenger RNA of Paramecium tetraurelia, 228 nucleotides long. RefSeq lists its product as uncharacterized. Lineage: Eukaryota; Ciliophora; Oligohymenophorea; Peniculida; Parameciidae. The transcript has a single exon. The record is from RefSeq and is a predicted model, not a curated record.
AUGGAUGAAAGUGGAAUAAUAGGAUAAAUGAUACUUGAAAGUAGUGGCAGAAUUAAAAAAGUAAUCCAUUUAAUCAACAUUUAGAGCAGCGGCACUUUAGACAAUCCUAAAUUAAUCCCAUUUAUAACAACUAUCGUUUCCUCCACCGCUAAGAUUUUAGAAAAACAAUCACUCAAUAGAGUAACAUGUAAAUUCAAAAUAUAUCAUAGUAAGUUAUUAAGAAUCUGA